CAAGGAAGAAUGGCCUCAGGAAAUGACUCUUCAGUGACUGAGUUUAUCCUGCUGGGAUUAACUCAACAGCCAGAACUGCAGCUGCCUCUCUUCUUCCUCUUCCUCACAAUCUAUGUGGUCACUGUGGUGGGGAACCUGGGCUUGAUUGCUCUGAUUGGUCUGAACCAUCACCUGCACACCCCCAUGUACUACUUCCUCUUCAAUCUGUCCUUCAUUGAUCUCUGCUACUCCUGUGUCAUAACCCCCAGAAUGCUGGUGAGUUUUGUGAGACAGAACAUCAUCUCCUAUGCUGAGUGCAUGGCUCAGCUCUUUUUCUUCUCUUUCUUUGUUAUUGAUGAGUGCUAUAUCUUGACAUCGAUGGCCUAUGACAGAUAUGUGGCCAUCUGUAAGCCCCUGCUGUACAAGGUCAUCAUGUCUCCUCAGGUCUGCCUUAGGCUGACGGUGUGUGCAUAUGUCAUGGGUUUUGUGGGUGCCAUGGCUCACACUGGAUGCAUGCUGAGACUCAACUUCUGUGAUGGCAAUAUCAUCAAUCAUUACAUGUGUGACAUCCCUCCUCUCCUCCAGCUCUCCUGCACAAGCACUUUUAUCAAUGAAUUGGUUAUUUUUAUUGUGGUGGGCAUCAACAUAACAGUGCCCAGUCUUACUCUCUUCAUUUCUUAUACCCAGAUCCUCUCCAGCAUUUUGCGCAUCCAUUCUACCAAUGCCAGGUCCAAAGCCUUCAGUACCUGCAGCUCCCACAUAAUCACUGUUUGUCUUUUCUUUGGAUCUGCAUCUUUUAUAUAUUUUAAGCCUUUUCCUGCUGGGUCUCUGGCUCAAGAUAAAGUAUCCACUGUUUUUUAUACUAUUGUGGGACCAAUGAUGAAUCCUUUCAUCUAUAGUCUGAGAAACAAAGAUGUUCAUGUUGCAUUGAGUAAGACUUUGAAGAAUAGCAUACUUUCCUGA
Messenger RNA from Lepus europaeus (European hare), 942 nucleotides. RefSeq names its product olfactory receptor 8B3-like. The transcript has a single exon. Gene Ontology annotation, molecular function: olfactory receptor activity; odorant binding; G protein-coupled receptor activity. Lineage: Eukaryota; Metazoa; Chordata; Mammalia; Lagomorpha; Leporidae. Gene Ontology annotation, cellular component: membrane. The record is from RefSeq and is a predicted model, not a curated record. Bases 10 to 942 code for a protein of 310 amino acids. Gene Ontology annotation, biological process: G protein-coupled receptor signaling pathway; sensory perception of smell.